GUCGUGAAUGAUGUCACGAAAAUUAAUAGUAAUAUCGAGGAAGCCCAGAGGAGCUCAGAGGAUAGCACUCAGAGUGACCGACAAAGUCAACAGGGUUGCCAAGUCUGAAGUCUGAGAUUCGAAGAAACCAGCUGCGGUGAUAGAACCUCAGAUUAGGAGAGCAGUUUCAUGCGGAGCAGAUCAUAGUUCCUCGACACACCUACAUGCUGGGCAAUCUACUAAAAUAUAAUAUAUACACAAUCAGACCGGAAGUUGACAAGUAAUGGAGGGGUUAUUGACGAUACUACACCAAAGGAAGGAAAAACUACGUACUUUAAUUGAGAAUGCGUCCACUCUCAUGGUAACAUUUGAGCAUACUACUACUGAGAAUCUAGCAGCGGUAAUCCAAGAAGCGGAGAUUAUUGCGUCAAGAUUACAAACGUUACUUACAAGACUAACAGCUGAGUUGAUAGAAUACUUCAGACUGAGUACCGAACAAGCAACCGAUGAUAUCUCAGAAAUUUCCACCGUACAAUUAGAGGCAGAAGAUGUGUUGUGCGAGCUUAACGUGAGGAUUAAAGGAAAGAUUAAGGAAAAGGAACAAACUACAAACAUAAAUAAAGAAGCUAAUCCUAACGCAAGAUUACCCAAAUUAUCAUUACCUGAAUUUGAUGGUGAUAUCCUCAACUGGGCUACUUUUUGGGAUCAAUUUAGCUCAAAUAUAGAUCAAAGAAACAUACCAGAGGUAGAUAAACUACUAUAUCUGAAAGCGUCCCUAAAGAAUGAAGCGAGUAAGUUGGUAGAGGGUUUAGAAACGACUCACAGAAAUUAUAAUAUAGCUUUAGCAACUCUGAAAAACAGGUAUGGGAAGGAGAAUCAUGUUAUUGAUGCACACUACGCUGCGUUGUACCGUAUAAAGGCUUCGAACGAUGUGAAUAUUACUAGAAUACGGGAAACAUUCAACAAUAUAGAAAGGCAUCUAAGAGUGCUCCAUUCACUAGGCGAAGACAUAGAUCACAAUCAUUUACGGUUCCUGUUAAUGGAAAAAUUUCCUAAAGAGAUAAUCUAUGAAAUGAAGAUGAAACUAGCCAACGACUCCAUCAGUGAAAUAAGAAAUUGUUUAGAGAAAAUAAUUUCGGCCAAAGAAGAUGCUCUCAGGAUAUCCAACAACACUUCAGAAGAAAGCUACACCACCCAAACGCUAGUAGCAAAUCAGUUUCAAAGCAGAGAGAGAACUUACAAUUACAGAGAUAGGAAUGAGGUUAGAGAUAAUCAAGGCGAUAGUAAUAGACGGGUAUACGAAAUGAAUAGGAACAACUAUAAUAAUAAUAGAAUGAGAUAUAAACGGAAACUCGAAUCCUCUGAGAAGGAGAGAAAUGGAAAGAAACCACGGUCACCCUGUGUCUUCUGCAAAGGAGCUCAUUUUAAUGAUCAAUGUACGGCUUAUCCGACUGCAGAGGAUCGACAGAGGAGAUUAAAAGGUAGAUGUUAUUUAUGUCUCAUGGAAGGACAUACCAGACAGGAGUGUAAAAAGAAAGGAUAUUGUGUGCACUGUCGGACCGAGGAUCUUCAUAAUCGUGCUCUCUGUCAUAAGGAAUUUCCCUCGAGAAUGAAGAGGUUGAAUGAGUCAUCACAAAACAACGCGGAUAACACAAAUGUUAUGUCACAGAUAAACUCGACCGGCACAGUUUUUCUCCAAACAGCCAUAGUCUUUCUCAAGACGGGAGGAACCAGCAGUAGAGACAUAAAGUGCCGUGUACUCUUAGAUUCAGGGAGUCAACGAUCAUAUGUGAGAAAAUCUGUUAUAGAUAAACUAAAAUUACCAAUUGAAGAGACCAAUAGACUUUCGGUUUUCCCCUUUGGACAGAAAACACCACAAGAAAUAAACAGUCCUUUAGUAAGAUUAGAACUUCAAACGAGAACUAAUAAAAUGUUAACUAUUUAUACAAAUGUCAUACCAUAUAUAACACAAAAUAUUCCUUGUCCUAACAUAGAAUUAGGUCAAAGAAGAGAUCAGUUUAUUCUAGCAGACGAUAGGUCAUUAUCGACACGUGUAGAUAUUUUAAUAGGAAACAACUAUUAUUUUAAUAUUAUUAACAAAGACAAAGAAGAAAUAAAACCAAAUUUAUUUUUGGUAGAUUCCCACCUAGGAUGGAUAGUAUCAGGAGAAGAGGACUCCAGUCCACGAGACGAGCUAUCGGCAGUUACUUAUCUUCAGGCCUGUGUCGAUACUAGACUACACCGACCAGAUCCACCUUUGGACAAAGGAGAUAUGAACGCGUUGUGGGAUUUAGAAUCCCUUGGGAUUACUGAUUCACCUAGAACUAGCAGCGAAGAAGAAGCAAUUAAGAAUUUCAAUGAGAAUAUGGAAGUUAUAGAUAAAAGAUAUACAGUUUCGUGGCCAUGGAUAGAGUAUCCACCGUUAUUACCCAAGAAUUACGGAUUAGCAGUAGGGCGUCUAACCUCAUUAUUAAAACGUUUAGAUUUAGAGAGCUUAAGAGAAUAUGACAAUAUUUUGAAAGAACAGACCAAUAAAGGUAUAAUAGAAAUAUUAUCACACCCGACUCGUAAAGAAUGUCAUCCAAUACAUUAUUUACCACAUCAUUGUAUUCAACAGAAAGGGAAACCUAUAAGGAUUGUCUAUGAUGCAUCAGCAAAGAUAAAAGAUAACAAAAGUUUGAAUGAGUGUUUAUAUAGAGGACCCCUUAUGUUAGAAGACUUAACCGGGUUAUUGAUACGGUUUAGGGUACACACAGUUGCUUUGUCAGCAGACGUAGAGAAGGCUUUUUUACAAGUUGCAUUGCACAAAAAGGACAGAGAUGUGACUAGAUUCCUCUGGCUUAAGGACUUGACGAAACCUGUCACAGAAGAUAAUAUCAUUUGUAUGAGAUUUUGCAGAGUACCAUUUGGCAUAAUAAGUAGCCCAUUUUUGCUAAACGCGACGAUAAGAUAUCAUUUAUCUAGAAGCACAGAUACAGAAAUUCAAGAUAUGGCUAAAAAUAUAUAUGUUGAUAACCUAGUCACUGGAACGUCAUCAACGUCGAAAGCUUUAAAUUUGUACAAGAAUUUAAAAGUAACAUUUGAACAAAUGUCCAUGAAUCUGAGAGACUGGAGCUCGAAUUCUAAAGAAUUUAUGUCAAGUAUUCACGAUAAAUUUACAGGGAAACAAAUCAAGAUAUUAGGUUUAAAUUGGGAUUUAGAAAGAGACUCACUGCAAUUGAAGUUUGACGUUAACACUUCAGCUGACAACAAAAGAGAAGUACUUAAAGUGAUCGCUUCUAUUUACGACCCCUGCGGUUACGCUGCGCCAUACAGUUUAUCUGCUAAACUAUUUUUUCAAGAACUUUGGAAAACUAAAACUAAAUGGGACACUAAGUUUACAAGUCAGAUGGCAGAAGAAUGGUUAAGAGUUCAGAAGCAACUAGAGGUAAUAAGCAAGAUUUCAAUUCCCAGAUGCUACAUAGCAAGCCCUAAAGACCACAAUUAUCAAUUGCACUGUUUUACAGACGCUUCACUUAAAGCCUAUGCUGCAGUAGUAUAUAUAGUAAACGGGAAAGAGAAAAAUUAUGUAAUGGGUAAAUCCCGACUGGUACCUAUAAAGGAUCAAGAUCAUCUGAAGAUACCGCGGCUAGAGCUAUUAGGAGUACUGAUUGGAAGCCGACUUGUUAAAUUCAUUCUUAAGAAUCUUCCUAUAAAAAUAACACAACAGUUCCUUUGGACUGAUAGUCAAAUUGUCAUAGAAUGGUAUAAAUCAUCUAAACUUUUAACACCGUUUGUGUCAAGAAGAAUUCAAGAAAUCAAAAGUAACAAGGAAUUAAUUAUAAAACAUGUACCAUCAGAAUUAAAUCCAGCAGAUAUAGCAACAAAACCAUCGGACAUAUUAGAGAACAAAAGGAGAUGGUUAGAAGGCCCAGAAUUUUUAACACAAGUACCACAAGUAUGGCCGCAGUUAGCACCUACGGUCACUUCUCUUUCGCUCGGGGAGGAUCUUCCGAAUGAGACAAUGGAAGAAGAUAUUGGAACAACAGAAGCGGGUUCUAUGAGAUGUAAUGAGGAGACAGAAAUAAAUGAUACAGAUGAGAAGGAACAAAGUAAAUUAGAGGAAAUAAGAAAGAUACAAAAUUUACAUUUUAAAAAUGAGAUUCAAGGGAAAGAAACUAAUUUAAGCCGGAACUUGGGUUUAUUUCUUGAUAUUGAUGGAAUACUAAGAUGCAGAGGAAGAAUGAAGAAUACCAAUUGGUCUUUUGACAAAAGAUAUCCUAUUCUACUACCACAAGAUUCGGAUUUAACAAAUACAUUAAUUACAAAGACUCAUAAUGAGAAUUACCAUGUAGGUGCUAAUCACACAUUGAGUAUAAUUAGAGAGUCAUACUGGAUUCCACAGGGUAAACGUCAGGUUCAGAAAAUAUUAAGGAAAUGCCCUAUAUGUAUUAAACACGGUGGAGGACCUUAUAAGUUACCACCAACACCAGCUUUACCAUCAGACCUUACAGCAGAAGAAGGCCUUAGAGCUUUAAGAAGAGUGAUAGCUUCCAGAGGUUUACCAAAGGUUAUUACAUCUGACAAUGCCGUACAAUUUAAACUAAUUUCAGAAAUUUUAACACAACCAUAUUGUAUAGAGAACAAAAUACAAUGGAGAUUUAUACCAGCUCUCACACCAUGGUUCGGCGGAUUUUAUGAACGUUUGGUGGGAAUUGUGAAACAUUGCUUGAAGCGUUCAUUACAAAAACAUCUUCUGAAGGAUAACGAAUUUAACACCAUAGUAAGGGAGAUUGAAGCUGUAGUAAAUACACGGCCCCUCACCUGCGUAGAUAGUGAAAUAGAACACAUAUUGAAACCGUCAGAUUUCCUAACAUCAGGUAACUGUAUAUCAAUAGAAGCUACAGAGACAGAUUCUUCAAUACCAGGUACCUCAAGGAAACAGGAUCUUAUACAAUGUUGGAAAAGAGCACUUAAGAUUCGAGAAGAAUUUAAAGAAAUGUUUUCAAAUCGUUAUCUUUUAAGCCUACGAGAAAGAUACCAACAUUCUCAUAAGGAACCAAGGAUUACCUCGAAGCUUGACCCUCGAGUAGGGCAAAUAGUUCAAAUAAAAGGGGAUUCCAAGAACAGAGAAAGCUGGAAGGUGGGAAAGAUAAUAAACCUCAUCAAAGGGAAAGAUGAUCUUUCUAGAGUAGCUCAGGUUAAAGUAGGGGAAACCGUUUAUACCCGAUCUAUUUCUCACUUAUAUCCACUGGAGUUAGAUGAAGAACAAACAUAUAUUACAUUAGAAGAACCAACAUCUGAUAAUAAUAUUACGGUUUCUCCAGAAAAGAGUUUCCAAGUUUCAUUCGAAAGAGAUACCAUUGAAGAUGUAACAGAAACCAUCCAAGAAGUAGAAAGUAACUCAUCUGAAAGUAUUGAUAAGGUCAUCCUACAAAAUGAGGAAUUACCUACACAGGCUCAACAAAUAGAAGAGUCCGCUAUAGAAAGCAUACCUACUAACCAGUCUGCAAAUAUUAGACCUAAGCGAGAUGCUGCUGCUAGGGCCCUUCAAAGGAUCAGAGAGUGGACGCAAAAUUUAGUUACUUCGUUUUUGGCGGGGAGUGUCGUGAAUGAUGUCACGAAAAUUAAUAGUAAUAUCGAGGAAGCCCAGAGGAGCUCAGAGGAUAGCACUCAGAGUGACCGACAAAGUCAACAGGGUUGCCAAGUCUGAAGUCUGAGAUUCGAAGUACCGAGUUGCUGUGUUUGCCCGGAUUUAUUUCACUUUCCAGAAACCAGCUGCGGUGAUAGAACCUCAGAUUAGGAGAGCAGUUUCAUGCGGAGCAGAUCAUAGUUCCUCGACACACCUACAUGCUGGGCAAUCUACUAAAAUAUGUGAGUUCUCAAACUUGUAUAUCUAUCAAUUCUUUUUUAUUUAAUUGACGCUGGCCCUAUAGCUCUCAGGCUUAUACUAUAUGGGGUUAAACAAUCAGGGCAAAGC
Molecule: messenger RNA, 5938 nt
Organism: Bicyclus anynana (squinting bush brown)
Lineage: Eukaryota; Metazoa; Arthropoda; Insecta; Lepidoptera; Nymphalidae
Exons: 4
Coding region: 263-5671 (1802 amino acids)
Biological process (GO): proteolysis; DNA integration
Molecular function (GO): nucleic acid binding; aspartic-type endopeptidase activity
Source: RefSeq, a predicted model, not a curated record